AUGUCUAGUCCGAGUGCAACCCCGUCUCCGACAAGCCCAUCGGCGUCAAACGACGAGAAUGGCAGCAUCCUAAGCAUCACCGCGCUUGUCGUGGCGCUUGUAGCACUGGUUGUAUCAAUGCUACAGCUCAUUCUACAAUACGUCCUCUCAGCAGAAGGGCGGUCGAAAUGUAGCACGGCCGCAAUAGGGGCCUGGGCAGAUAAAAAUACCCAAUUCUGGCGUCCUUGGAAAGGUAAAAUUUACAUCAAGUACGCUCAAUUGGACAUUACCACGCAGCGAUUUCUGGAUGCGCUAGGCUCUCAAGGGCUGGAACGAGAGGCUCACUUGGCCGUAUUGAAGAAUUAUCAAGUAACAGAGCAGACGCCAGUGUUUGAGACGAAGCACGGGAAGAUGGUCGGAGGUCCUCCUCAAUUAAUUCUCGCUCGGAAAGGCACUGAGGAAAUCGAGCCGACGCUUCCAAACACUCUUCGAGGAGCAGAGAGAGUCGCCGCGGAUGCAUUGGUGGCCGAGAAGAAGCGACUAUAUAGUCCUACACCUCCCACAAAAGCAACAUGGUGUGCACUCCUAUGCGACUUGGGUUUGGACCUCCAAAAGCUCUCGGGUACCGGAGAGUUUAUCGAGGCGGAUACAAUUCCCUCCGUUUUGGACGCUCCGCCAAUCCAUAUGCGAAUGUCUGACCUCAUCCACUUUGGGCUCCUCUUGGAAAUGAAGAUUGUGGAAGCCGACGAACUCAAACGGAUUCUGAACAUGACUGGUAGAUACUGUUCACUGGUCUCGAAGCACCAGGAUGGUGUUGGUAUGCUUUGCCGGUAUACAGGAAACUUGAUCGGGACACAACCAGCCGUAAAACGGAUAAGCACUCAGGAGGCCCGAAUGCUCUGUGAAACUGCAGAUGGCAUGAUUUAUAUUGGCGAUUGUAUGAUGCCCAUCACAAGCUUUGGAUUCAACUCGCUCGACGCCAUAUUCAAACAUGUCAUACGCGAAUGCAAGCAAAAUGCAUGGCAAGAGGUUGAUCUCAAGGACCUCCCGCGAUCCACAGAACGCGACGGAUUAGGAUACGGAGGUAAAUGGGCCAAUUCGCCAACACCAAUCACGGGCCUGCUUAUGGCAAUUGCGGGAAAUGUCGGUGUAGGGAACUCCUUUCCUCAUGAGACGAUUAAAGCUUGGACCGAUCCGAUGAGACGCGAAGCUGUCGUCAACGCAUUCCAGACGCUCCAGGGUCAACCGGGGUUUACAGUCGCACCUCGAGAUAUAUUCCAACGAAUUUGUGAAUCAGGGACCGAUCUCAUGGUCAUGGACGAAUUUAGAACGGUCAAUAACUACGGAUGCCAGUUUGGCGGUAUCAGAGGAUGGCUUUCUACAAAUAUGGCCGCAUUCACUCUCAAGAUGUCCAGUCUUUGGAUCUACGAGCCGCGGUAUGACCAUCAACGUUUCGAACCUGUUCCACUACUACACCAACUGUUCCCCGUUCUCCAAGCGGGAAGUCUUUGCAAGACCUGGGGGGAAAACUAUAGUUUUAAUCCAGAGGAAGGCAACGGCUGGAGACUUCCAGUUAGCUCCCUACUUUGGCUCCAGAUUAGCUUGCUCGACACUUGGCUAGCCAGGCAUGUCGACAUGAUCAUUCAAGAGACUGCGAUGCCAGAAGUCUCUGUACCAGCUGGUCUAGAAUCCGCAAAGCUUUGUGCCAAAUCUGCUAGCGAGGUGUUGACACAGUCCACGGCUUGGAACCCACCACGUCUCCGGUUUUGCCGAAUGUACCUUGCAAGACUUGCAGGCGAUGUUCACGGACGUGGUGUCAGCUUCAUGUCGAAUGCUCCAGCAUAUGUGGACCGUAAAGAGGGUUGGAAGAAUAUGCCUAUUGGAUCACCGGAUGAAUGGUUGAUGGCAGACGCAGUGUUGACACUGCGUGCUGCUCUUCAGCACACUAGAUUUAUGCUUAUGAUGGACUCCUCUGCACUCCUCCGGCUUCAAAAGUUUGACCCUAGCCUGCUUCUUGCGUAG
Messenger RNA from Serendipita indica DSM 11827, 2001 nucleotides. The record is from the annotation of a GenBank genome assembly. Lineage: Eukaryota; Fungi; Basidiomycota; Agaricomycetes; Sebacinales; Serendipitaceae.